Molecule: messenger RNA, 2788 nt
Organism: Psammomys obesus (fat sand rat)
Lineage: Eukaryota; Metazoa; Chordata; Mammalia; Rodentia; Muridae
Gene: Loxl3
Product: lysyl oxidase like 3
Exons: 14
Coding region: 85-2349 (754 amino acids)
Biological process (GO): inflammatory response; peptidyl-lysine oxidation
Cellular component (GO): membrane
Molecular function (GO): protein-lysine 6-oxidase activity; copper ion binding
Source: RefSeq, a predicted model, not a curated record
ACUAAUCUCCAGGACCAGGACGCCGCUUCCAGCCUCUGGAGCGCUGCCUAUAGAAGUGCCCCCCACCCCAGGGCUCUGCCUGCCAUGAGAGCUGUCAGUGUGUGGUAUUGCUGCCCAUGGGGACUGCUGCUGCUGCACUUUCUGUGCAGCUCCGGUGUGGGGUCUCCAUCCCCUCCUACCAACCCAGAGAAGAAGCCCGGAAGCCAGGGGCUGAGGUUCCGGCUGGCUGGCUUUCCUAGAAAGCCUUACGAGGGCCGCGUGGAGAUACAGCGAGCCGGUGAAUGGGGCACUGUCUGUGACGAUGACUUCACGCUGCAGGCUGCCCAUGUCCUCUGCCGGGAGCUGGGCUUCACAGAAGCCACAGGCUGGACCCAUAGUGCCAAAUACGGCCCAGGGACAGGCAGGAUCUGGCUGGACAAUCUGAGCUGCAGUGGGACUGAGGGAAGUGUGGCAGAGUGUGCCUCCCGGGGCUGGGGGAACAGCGACUGUACCCACGACGAGGACGCCGGGGUCAUCUGCAAGGACCAGCGGCUUCCUGGCUUCCCAGACUCCAACGUCAUUGAGGUGGAGCAGCAGCUGCGAGUGGAGGAGGUGCGGCUCCGACCCGCCGUCGACUGGGGCAGACGGCCCCUGCCUGUGACCGAGGGCCUGGUUGAGGUCAGGCUUCCCGAGGGCUGGUCGCAAGUGUGUGACCGAGGCUGGAGCGCCCACAACAGCCACGUGGUCUGCGGAAUGCUGGGCUUCCCUGGAGAAAAGAGAGUCAACGUGGCCUUCUACAGGAUGCUGGCCCAAAAGAAGCAACACUCCUUUGGUCUGCACAGCGUAGCCUGUGUGGGCACAGAAGCCCACCUCUCCCUUUGUUCGCUGGAGUUUUAUCAUGCCAAUGACACUACCAGGUGCUCUGGGGGAAGCCCUGCAGUGGUGAGCUGUGUGCCGGGCCCUCUCUACUCCACCGCUACUGGUCAGAAGAAGCACCAACAGUCUAAGCCGCAGGGGGAGGCCCGUGUGCGCCUAAAGGGUGGUGCCCACCCGGGAGAGGGCCGAGUGGAAGUCCUGAAGGCUGGCACGUGGGGGACAGUCUGUGACCAAAAGUGGGACCUGCAGGCAGCCAGUGUGGUGUGUCGAGAGCUGGGCUUUGGCACUGCUCGAGAGGCCCUGAGCGGUGCCCGCAUGGGGCAGGGCAUGGGUGCUAUCCACCUGAGUGAAGUUCGGUGUUCUGGCCAGGAACCCUCCCUUUGGAAGUGCCCCUCCAAGAACAUCACAGCUGAAGACUGUUCCCACAGCCAAGAUGCAGGUGUCCGAUGCAACCUCCCCUAUACUGGGGUGGAGACUAAGAUCCGACUCAGCGGGGGCCGCAGCCGUUAUGAAGGGCGAGUCGAAGUGCAAAUAGGGGUGCCUGGGCACCUUCGCUGGGGCCUCAUCUGUGGGGAUGACUGGGGAACACUGGAGGCCAUGGUGGCCUGCAGACAACUUGGUCUGGGCUACGCUAACCACGGCCUGCAGGAGACCUGGUAUUGGGACUCAGGGAAUGUAACUGAAGUGGUGAUGAGCGGAGUGCGUUGCACAGGGUCUGAGCUGUCCCUGAACCAAUGUGCCCACCAUAGCACCCACAUCAGCUGCAAGAGGACAGGAACCCGCUUCACUGCAGGAGUCAUCUGUUCUGAAACCGCUUCGGAUCUGCUGCUGCAUUCGGCAUUGGUACAGGAGACUGCCUAUAUCGAAGACCGGCCGCUGCACAUGUUAUACUGUGCUGCUGAGGAGAACUGCCUGGCCAGCUCCGCCCGCUCAGCCAACUGGCCUUACGGCCACCGGCGUCUGCUCAGAUUCUCUUCCCAGAUCCACAACCUAGGAAGAGCUGACUUUAGGCCCAAGGCUGGGCGCCAUUCCUGGGUGUGGCAUGAGUGCCAUGGGCAUUACCACAGUAUGGACAUCUUCACUCACUAUGACAUCCUGACCCCCAACGGCACGAAGGUGGCUGAGGGCCACAAAGCUAGUUUCUGUCUAGAAGACACUGAGUGUCAGGAGGAUGUCUCAAAGAGGUACGAGUGUGCCAACUUUGGAGAGCAGGGCAUCACCGUAGGAUGCUGGGAUCUCUACAGACAUGAUAUUGACUGCCAGUGGAUUGACAUCACAGAUGUGAAACCAGGAAACUACAUUCUCCAGGUGGUGAUCAACCCAAAUUUUGAGGUAGCAGAGAGUGACUUUACCAACAAUGCAAUGAAAUGCAACUGCAAAUAUGACGGACAUCGUAUCUGGGUGCAUAACUGCCACAUUGGUGAUGCCUUCAGUGAAGAAGCCAACAGGAGGUUUGAGCGCUACCCUGGCCAGACCAGCAACCAGAUCGUCUGAAAUGCAACCACCCUCUCUGCAAACCACCAGUGGCCCCCAAUGGCAGGGGUCUGAGGCUGCCAUUACCUCAGGAGCUUACCACAAGAACCCCUGAUGUCAGCAGGCCCACUACAGUCAUCCAUCUGUGCUCUAUGAGUGAUGGACUGUUCUAGAGAGGUUGGUGCCUCCCUCACAGGGCCAGCUGUCAUAACCCUUGGCCAAGCACGGAGAAUCAGCGAACAGAGCCAGCAACACAGAACACACCACAAAGAACUGCCCCCCACAGGAGAGGAGCAGCUCAUUCCCUUGAUCAGGGAUGUCAGGAGGGUCAGCUCCCACAGUCUCAGUUCUCCUAAGUACCGCGUUACCUCUAGCCUUUUGGUGGGGAAAAAGACCCAGCCCCCUAUUUUUGACUGUAACAUGUUGCUAGGUAUAAUUUUAUUUUAUAUAAAAUGUGUUC